Molecule: messenger RNA, 1155 nt
Organism: Camelina sativa (false flax)
Lineage: Eukaryota; Viridiplantae; Streptophyta; Magnoliopsida; Brassicales; Brassicaceae
Source: RefSeq, a predicted model, not a curated record
GUUGCUGCUGAAAGACUUUACACGGCGACGAUGGUUUUAAUCUCUGAAACUUCCGACGAAGGCUCUAACGGUGGCGAUCCAAGCAAGAAACUCGAAGAACUCCACAAGAACCCGAAAGAAGAAGACGAUGAAGAGAAUCAAAACGAGAAGCCUCAAGAAGAUGAAGAAGUAGAAGAUCUUGCUCCGAAUCCUCGACAAAUCCCAGAAGUAUUCAUCGGAAGUACCGUCGCACUCGUCGGGAGAUGUCAUUACCCUGUUCUUUAUGCGUUGAUCGGGUUCCCUCUUGUUAGUCUCCCGUGCUGGUACAUUCUCAAUCGUAACAUUCCAAGAAACAACUCAUUACGAUUGAUCCGAAUCACUUCACUUCCUCCUAUGAAUCCUGGAUGUGCUGUGGUCACAAUCGGAUACAAUAUGUAUGUGAUCGGUGGUUGGAUCGGGUUGAAUCAACCUGUAUCGACUGUGUUCGUCAUCGAUUGUAGAUACCACACGUGUGGCUAUCUCCCAAAUAUGCACAGGGCUCGCUACCGCGCAGCCGCUGGAGUAGUUGAAGGAAAGAUUUAUGUCAUCGGAGGUUGCAAGAAGCGUCAUGAUGAUUGGAUCGAAGUGUUCGAUGUAGAGAAAAGAAGUUGGAGUACUGUGCCUGAUCCAUCCGACUACAAAUCUAGUUUGCCAGAAGGAGGGUUUGUGACAUCUGUGGUGAUGCAAAAUAGGAUUUACAUCAUGGAUGCUAUGCGUGAUUUGGUUUACGAACCAAGACAAGGUACAUGGCAGUCAUCGGAACUUGAAACUAAGUUGAAGCAUUUUUGGCGCAAACCGUGUUGUGUGAUUGAGGAUCUGUUGUAUAGCUUCGAUCCACGGUGUGUUCUUAGACACCCAAUACUGGUAUAUGAUCCAACUAAAAUGGUUUGGACUCCUCUGAAGGGUGUAGAUCGUUUGCCUUACCUCAAAUACUUUGAGUGUAAAAUGGAGAAUUUGGGUGGGAAGCUGAUGGUUUUGGGCACUUCUUACAUCCCGUAUAAUGAUACUUGGUGCAUAGAGAUCACAUUAGAAAGACGUGAAGGAGAUGAGAUGUGGGGGAAGGUCGAUUCAGUGGUGCCUGUGCUUAGUUCCGUGAACGCGCCUUAUAUUGAUCUUUGUCGCUCUGUUAGGUUUUGA